GUGAACCAGAAUUGAAAUGGCUCGUACCAAGCAAACCGCGCGUAAAUCAACUGGAGGAAAAGCUCCUCGCAAGCAGCUGGCCACUAAGGCGGCUCGCAAGUCAGCUCCAACUACCGGAGGUGUCAAGAAACCACAUCGUUAUCGUCCAGGAACCGUCGCUCUUCGUGAGAUUCGUCGUUACCAAAAGUCCACCGAGCUUCUCAUCCGCAAGCUUCCAUUCCAACGUCUUGUUCGUGAAAUCGCUCAAGAUUUCAAGACCGAUCUCCGUUUCCAAUCCGCCGCCAUCGGAGCUCUGCAAGAGGCUUCUGAGGCCUACCUCGUUGGGCUCUUCGAAGACACCAACUUGUGCGCAAUCCACGCCAAACGUGUCACCAUCAUGCCAAAGGACAUCCAGCUUGCUCGACGCAUCCGUGGAGAACGUGCAUAAACGUUGAGCUGUUUCGCCAAUCUCUCUGAAUAAUCUAUUAUGUAUCUCUCAAUGUACUAAAAUCUUCCAUCUCUUAACUUAAUCUCUCUUUUAUUCUAGCCGAGAGUGCAUGUUAUUCUAUGUUAUUUUUUUUACAAAAAAGUAAUAAACGUAAAUAUUUUGUG
Molecule: messenger RNA, 591 nt
Organism: Caenorhabditis elegans
Lineage: Eukaryota; Metazoa; Nematoda; Chromadorea; Rhabditida; Rhabditidae
Gene: his-71
Product: Histone H3.3 type 1
Exons: 3
Coding region: 17-427 (136 amino acids)
Cellular component (GO): nucleosome; nucleus; chromatin
Molecular function (GO): protein heterodimerization activity; structural constituent of chromatin; DNA binding
Source: RefSeq, marked reviewed